ACUUAUUAUCUAAAAGUACCCUUGUUAACAAAUUUCAGGGAAUCUUUUAGUGGGUUUGAUCAUUUGAAGUGAUAUCUUAAAGAAUUGGUAAUUGAAAAAGACUUUAAUAUUAUUAUUAUUAUCUGAGGUGGUGUUGUGAUAUUGAAUAGGGGAGAGAUUGAAGCAACAUUUGUUAUUGUUUCCAUCAAAAGGGAAAUGGCAUUCUCGAUAGCCACCGUGACCACCGCCCCUUAUGGCUCAUGGAAGUCUCCAAUCACCGCCGAGGUUGUCUCCGCAGCCAUAAAGGGCCUCGCCGGAACCGCCGUCGAUGGCCGUGGCCACCUCAUUUGCCUCGAAAAUCGACCGACGGAAUCCGGGCGAGGAGUCCUUGUUCUUGAGCCGGAAAACACAGGAGAUGAGGCUGUGGAUAUUACUCCUAAGGAGUUUGGAGUGAGAACAUUGGCUCAGGAAUAUGGAGGUGGUGCUUUCACUGUUUCUGGGGAUAUUCUCUUCUUUGUGAAUUACAGUGAUCAAAGAUUGUACAAGCAGUCCAUUAGUUCUCUAAAUGUGCCUCCUGUACCACUCACUCCGGAUUAUAAUGGACCUUUAGUCAGCUAUGCUGAUGGAAUAUUGGAUGCACGCUUUAACCGUUUUAUUAGUGUUAGGGAAGAUCGUCGAGAAAGCAGUCUGAAUCCACCUACAACAAUUGUAUCUAUAGCACUUGGCAUCAAGGAUAUUCAAGAACCAGAAGUUCUACUUAGCGGGAGUGACUUUUAUGCUUUCCCCCGUCUAGAUUCUAAAAGUGAAAGAAUAGCAUGGAUUCAAUGGAAUCACCCCAACAUGCCAUGGGAUAAAACAGAACUUUGGGUUGGCUACAUUUCUGAAAAUGGCAAAAUCUACAAGCGCGUUUGUGCUGCUGGAUAUGAUCCUUCAAUUGUGGAAUCUCCAACUGAGCCCAAAUGGUCCCCUAAUGGGGAACUAUUUUUCAUCACAGAUAGGGAAAAUGGUUUUUGGAAUCUCCACAAAUGGAUUGAGUCCGAGAAUAAGGUUGUUUCUGUUUAUUCUUUGGAAGCUGAGUUUACAAGGCCACUGUGGAAGUUUGGUAUGAAUUCAUAUGAAUUUGUUCAAAGUACUAAACAGAGAAACUUAAUUGCUUGCAGUUACAGGCAACAAGGGAAGUCAUAUCUAGGAAUUAUUGAUGCGAAGGGCUCAAAGCUAACUGUGAUUGAUAUUCCUUGCACAGAGAUAGAUAACAUAACAUCUGGUAAUGAUUGUUUAUACGUUGAGGGAGCAUCUGAGGUUCUUCCAUCGUCAGUGGCCAAGGUGACUUUUGAUGAUGAUAAAUCAAAAGCGGUGGACUUCAAUAUUAUUUGGUCAUCCUCACCGGAUAGUUUGAAGUAUAGUUCCUACAUUAGUAAGCCAGAGUUGAUUGAAUUCCCAACUGAAGUUUCUGGUCAAAAUGCUUAUGCGUACUUUUAUCCACCUUCUAAUCCGGAUUUCCAAGCUAGUGAAGAAGAAAAGCCUCCAUUAUUAUUAGAGAGCCAUGGUGGACCAACUCAAGAAACUUGUGGAAUUUUAAAUUUGAGCAUUCAAUAUUGGACUAGUCGAGGUUGGGCAGUUGUUGAUGUUAAUUAUGGUGGAAGCACUGGUUAUGGCAGGAAGUAUAGAGAACGACUUUUGGGACAGUGGGGAAUAGUUGAUGUCAAUGAUUGUUGUAGUUGUGCUACGUAUUUGGUGGAUAAUGGAAAGGUGGAUAAGGAGCGAUUGUGUAUAAUGGGGGCCUCUGCUGGUGGGUAUACCACCUUAGCUGUUCUUGCUUUCAGAGAAACGUUCAAGGCUGGGGCUUCUUUGUGUGGUGUAGCUGACUUAAACUUGUUGAGAGCAGAAACUCAUAAAUUUGAAUCCCAUUAUAUUGAUAACCUAGUUGGAGGUGACAUUGAGAAAGAGUGCUAUGAAAGAUCCCCAAUCAAUCAUGUUGAUGAUUUUUCCUGUCCCAUUAUUAUAUUUCAAGGAUUGGAGGACAAGGUUGUACCACCGGAUCAAGCUCAGAAAAUAUAUGAGUCAGUGAAGGAAAAAGGCGUGCCAGUUGCUCUUGUUGAGUAUGAAGGAGAACAACACGGUUUUCGAAAGGCUGAGAACAUUAAGUUUACACUUGAACAAGAAAUGGUCUUCUUUGCACGAUUGAUUGGGCACUUUGAUGUUGCUGAUGAUAUUACGCCCAUCAAAAUUGACAACUUUGAUUCAUAAUGGAUUUUAUAGGGGUACUGAUGUUGGAUUUCUUGUAUCUACAUAAAAACAAGCUCUAAGCAAUCUUUGUUCUCAAAUCUAAAUAGUGCUUUGUAGAAAUUCAAGAACUCAGAUGGAAAGUAUUGCACCAAUGAGCUUCUUCUAUUGCAUAACCAUAUAGUAGUCUUCUAUAUAAGAUCUGUGUCAAUGCUCAUAGCAAAAAGUGUGCUAAGUUUCUACUAUAAUUUAUGUUUUGAAAGUGAGCCGAGGAUACUACAAAUAUUUGUUUUCUAGAAUAUGUCUUGCAUGGAUGGGGAAGGGAAUGAUAAACUGAAGUGUUGUUAUAGUAUUAAACUCAUGUUUUGGCAAUAAAGUGCAUUUCUUUUAUCUGAUCCAA
Cajanus cajan (pigeon pea) is the source of this 2602-nucleotide messenger RNA. Its product is annotated as peptidase uncH. Gene Ontology annotation, biological process: proteolysis. Gene Ontology annotation, molecular function: serine-type peptidase activity. The record is from RefSeq and is a predicted model, not a curated record. NCBI's taxonomy places the organism in Eukaryota, Viridiplantae, Streptophyta, Magnoliopsida, Fabales, Fabaceae.